CUGUGAAUGAGCUCUGUGGAGCCGCACGGCAGCUCCCGGUCCUCCCCCCUCCUCUUCCUCCAUCCCUCCCUCCUUAUUGUACAGCUCACCGGGAAAUACGGUGGGCAGGACUGAACCGAGAGAGAGAGAGAGAGAGAGAGAGAGAGAGAGGAAACAGACCUCUCCACGACGCUCCACCGGUGCACCACGGGGUGCGCAUUCAAACUGACCAGCGCGUCUCUGUCACAGCGCAGACACCGUCCUCUCCGCAUCCAUCACCGAGCAGCAGCCUCACCGCAGCCGACCACAGGAGCCGGUGCAGAGAAGAAGACGAGGAGGAGGGAGGAGGUGAUGUUUUCUCCUCAGCUCACUGUGACUGUGAGCUCGGCGAGGGUUUGAGUCUGUGAGGACGCCUCCGCUCAGUCCGGGACUAUCCACCCACUGCUCUAAAACAAGAAGCAACUAAACGUCCUCGCUGUCCUCCACCCGUUCCUUCUUCAUCCGUCCCGAGUGUCAUGGCCUUCACCUUGUCAGAGAUCAUGGCAGCAAGGCGGCAGCAGUCACAGCAGGCUCAGUCGCACACCCAGCGAGGCAACAGGACAGCAGUUGAGGUGGACGAGUAUAGCACCAACCCCACUCAGGCCUUCACCUUCUACAACAUCAACCAGGGACGCUUCCAGCCACCACACGUCCACAUGGUGGACCCAAUGCCCCAUGACACGCCUAAGCCACCAGGUUACACCCGCUUUGUGUGCAUCUCAGACACUCACUCCCGCACCGACUCCAUCCAGAUGCCCUAUGGGGACGUGUUCAUCCACGCCGGAGACUUCACCGAGCUGGGACUGCCCUCUGAGGUCAAGAAGUUCAACGACUGGCUAGGUACCCUGCCCUACGACAUCAAGAUAGUAAUUGCCGGAAACCACGAGUUGACCUUUGACCAGGAAUUUAUGGCGGACCUGAUCAAGCAGGACUUCUACUACUUCCCCUCAGCCUCCAAGCUGAAGCCGGAGAAUUACGAGAACGUCCAGUCGCUGCUCACCAACUGCAUCUACCUGCAGGACUCCGAGGUCACAGUGCGGGGCUUCAGGAUCUACGGCUCCCCCUGGCAGCCCUGGUACUACGGCUGGGGCUUCAAUCUACCAAGGGGUCAGGCUCUGUUGGACAAGUGGAACCAGGUCCCCGACAACACAGACAUCCUGGUCACACACUGCCCCCCACUGGGUUUCCUGGACUGGGUCCCUAAAAAGAUGCAACGUGUCGGGUGCAUGGAGCUUCUCAAUACGGUCCAGAGGAGAGUCCAGCCCAAGUUACAUGUGUUUGGACACAUUCAUGAAGGUUACGGCAUGAUGACUGACGGCACCACAACAUUCGUCAACGCCUCGGCCUGCACUGUCAACUUCCUGCCCAUGAACCCGCCCAUUGUCUUUGACCUUCCAAACCCCAGGACCACAUGACUAGAGGAAGCUGGCCUCAAAACACCUACUGCCAAUCAGGAGAAAGGAGCCAGGAGAGGCAGGUGAAGUCGAUUGGGCAGAACGGACCGGAAUUCUGUAAAUAUAACGCAGGUAUGUGUUUGACGCCGCGCGUACGCACACGCCUGGAGAUGGGGCGGACUAAGUGAGGGCACGGACGCUUCCUCACGCUAUUAAUGUUAAACGAUUUCAUGUGCCAUCAUUUCUUCAUCUCAACACUGAGUCUGAGAGCAGACGAACGGACGAACGGACGAACGGACGGAGGCUCCUACAUGCCGAUAUGUGGACAUUUCUCUGUGUCCUCUUUUACUGCACUGACAAUCUGAUGUGGCUCUUAGAGAGACGGAAAAGACACCCCAGACGUCCCUGUUGGUACUUCAUUUCAAUGAACUGAACACAUUUGGACACAAGUGAAGCCCAGCGCCUCGUCUACAGGAGAGUCUUGACAAAGCCACGACUCAACAGUAGCAACGGAACGUUUGCCAGAGGGAAUCGAACACAACUUUUCUCCCCACACACUUUCAUUUCUCUUCUUUCUCCUCUUUCUUCUCCCAGCCCUCCCGUAUCUUCCCUUCUGUUUCUCUCCCAUCCUCAGGCCCGGAGCAUGCUAGAGUGUGUCUUUUUUGCCAGCGUGUGUGUGUAAGCUCAAAGCGAGCAUGUUAGGGCAGCGAGAGGUCUCUGCCACAGGCUUUGUACGAUUCAGGGUGUCAAACAUGUUGACACCGCUCCCCCGGGCCUCAUUACAGCCCCCAUAAGCCUCUUAACUGGCUGAGAGGAGGUCACAGAGGAAAACGUGGGCAGCUUUUUCCCCUUGUUGUCCUUCCAUGUAGCUCCCCUUCUGCCUUUUCUCCUCUUUUUCAUUUUUUUUCCCGUUCCCCUCCAUCCUUCAUGCUGUGAAUGACUAGCUCGGCUUUUUAGCGACGACUGGGAGGUUGGGGGUGGCGUUCUGGACUUGGAAAGCACAGCAGGUAAAGGUGCUACAUGCCAACGCUACUUCUGGACAGUCGUGCCAACUCAGCUUCUGAGCAGCGGUGGUGCUUUCAACCGCCCCCCUCCACCCCGUGUUAUUCAUGGGAUCCUUUUUUCCAGAGGAAUAAAGCUGUAAUUACAUGUACUGUAACUGGUCUAUGUAAAUGUUCUCUGUCAAUGUAAAGAAAAAAAAAAAGCUUUUCUCGAAGAUUUCUUGAAGUUGUUGCUCUGCUUUUCGAAAAAAAAAAAAUUAAUAAUAAUAAUAUUUGUGUCCAGAAAUGUGUGGUUGUUACAUUUCCUUUGGUCUAUUUCUUAGUAAUGUAAAUGCUUAUUAUGGUAUUUUCUUCUCUGUGAAGCUGCUCGGCCCCAUUUGGUGAUUAUUAACCCUUCAUGUCCCUGAGCAGUUUGUCUGAAAAAAGAGCUUUUCUUUUUUUCUUUUUUUUUACCCCCCUUUGCUCCAUUUUCUGAAUAUGACCGCUCUCUGUAAGAGAGCAUAACAAGACCUCGUCACACUUUGAUCUCCCUGCUCUCCAACAUUAUGUAUGAAUGUUCCCCGGGGCUGCAGUUUACUCCCACUUCACUCGCCUCUCCAGCACAUCAGCAUUCAUUGUGCCAGCUGAUGUCUUAAUGUUCCCAAAUGGGCAUAAGAGAAAAGAGCAGAAUGUCUCACCAAGAAACCCGUGUCCGUGGAUAAUGGUGGGAGGUGUGCACACUUGUUAGAGCAUGCACACUGACGCCUGAGUGUCUGUGCUAAUGUUAAUGUGGAGCAGUUUGAGUUUUUAGGCCCUGACAUUGAGGACAUUUCAGCAGGUCCUCGCUGCUUUAAGGGGCACGUUUAGGUUUAGGAUUAGGUUUAGAAUUAAGAUAAAGUUUAAGAUGUGGUGUAGAGCACCGCAGCUUUAGAAACACAAGCAAAUAGAGACAUCUAGAGCAUUCAGAUACAAAUCUAGAGCUCUAUCCCGGAGCUUACAGAACACAGAAACACAAGCAUAAAUCUGUACAGACAGUCUAUAUCUGCAACAAUAUCAGACCCAGGAUGAUAAAACUGAAAUGCCUUCAUUUGUUAUAUUUCUAUUUGUUUGGAGCCUGUUUCUGAAUAUGUCAAAUUGGUGAAGAGUUCAAAUGAAAGGAUAUUGCUUAUUAACCUGAUUCUUGUAGGCACAAAAGGUGAAAUACUGUAGCUACAAUGCAACCGCAUGUGUACAUCAAGAUGCUGCUUAUUCAGUUCAGUUUUAUUUAUACAUCACCAAAUCAUAACAGAAGUUAUCUCAUGACACUUUCCAUAUAGAACAGGUCUAGAUCAUAGUCUUUAGAAAAUUAUUUACAGAGACCCAACAAUUCCCACCAUGAGCAAGCACCUUCCUUUAAGAGGCCGGUGUUAUGCCGGCAGUCCCAUGGGUGCCGCUUCCAGUUCUAUUAUAUAUCCAUGGUUUAUUGACGAUAAUUGGCUAACGUUAUGGAGUGUGACGAGUAGGCAAAGAGAUUUUAGGUUUGAUGGCUAAUAAUGAACAACAUGAGGCAAACUCAAGAAAAAAACACACAAAACAAAUAAAAGCAAAUAAAGGUAAGACAAAAAUAUAUAUAUUUAUAUAUAUAGAAGAAAAAAUUAAUAAAUAAAAACAGUCCUGUCAUACUCUGUUUUGGUGCUUUGAGUUUAUCUUUUCAACUGUCCACAAUCAUUCAUUCCAGUAAGGUUACCACUUUGGGAUAAGUUUCAGUCGCUGCUAAGCUAACGUACUGUACUGUCAAAAAUUAAGACUUAUUGCAGAAUUUACUGUGUAUUAAAGUUUGUCUUGUCAAGCAGGUACAAACUAUCUCUGCUCAACACUUGUUUAUAAGAAACAAACAGUUGCACCAUUUCAGUAGCAAGCCCCGCUUCACUAAUUGGUUUUGUUGGAUCAGAAAAACAAGCAAUGGUUCGUUAUUGAAUGCCGGCACGAUCCAUCAUUACGAUCGUCUUCAAAGAACCCGGAUUUUAGGCAUGAAGUGGGCAGAAUUCAGAUCAGGGUUAGUCAGUAAUAGUUUGAAUGUUUGUGUUUGUUUGAAUGAAAACACAAACACAUUAAUUUAAUUCAUGCCUACGAAGGAAAAUGUUCCAAGAAAGGAAUAAGGGGAACUAUUUAAAACCAAAAGAUGGGAGGAACUUUCAUCUUUAAGUCUCAUGAAGAGCUGUCUGUUUGGUCUCUCCAGUCCCAGUCCUCAUUUAGAUGUCUCAUUUUGAUGCUCUUCUGCUUCAAUAGACGUGUUAUGUGUUUCCUGUUUUUUCCAAGAGAAAAAAAAAAGUGAUGUACUAUUUCUUGAUUUAUUUCUUCAGGCAUGCUUAAAGGAGUUAAUGACUUCUGCUACUCAGACAAUCUGCAUAUGAAGAGUUUUGUUCCAAAAUGAGAUAUGUACCAUUUGAAAGAAGUGGACGCCUACACAUGCAGAAUGAUUGACAGCUGAAACUUGAAAGCAGAUUGUGGUGGUACUUUUGGACUGUUAGUAACUUUUGUCCUUGGUAACAUGUUUACUGGCUGGAUCCUCUGUAUUUCGACAGCAUUGGAUGGUUCAAUUCAGGUCUUUUUUCAAAUGGAUGUAUAGCAUUUUGGAAUCAAAGUGUUCAUAUGGUGUUGUAUUUUGCCAUUGUUGUUGGGGACUUUUACAUUUUUUUAAACUGUAAAACAAAAAAUGAAGACCCAACAGCUGCAAAGUUUGACUGUGUUGCUCCUGGAGACAACUCUGAAAAUGUAAAGUACCUUUCUUUCUUAAAACCAUAAGGAUUCUGCUGGUUCUGAGAGAUUAUUCAAGCGAUUGAAUAAAACCUUAUCUGUGA
Larimichthys crocea (large yellow croaker) is the source of this 5232-nucleotide messenger RNA. RefSeq names its product metallophosphoesterase domain containing 1 (gene mpped1). The transcript is spliced from 7 exons. NCBI's taxonomy places the organism in Eukaryota, Metazoa, Chordata, Actinopteri, Sciaenidae. The record is from RefSeq and is a predicted model, not a curated record. Gene Ontology annotation, molecular function: hydrolase activity. The coding region runs from base 495 to 1433 and encodes 312 amino acids.